Durusdinium trenchii is the source of this 1865-nucleotide messenger RNA. NCBI's taxonomy places the organism in Eukaryota, Dinophyceae, Suessiales, Symbiodiniaceae. The record is from the annotation of a GenBank genome assembly.
UUGAACGACUGGUCACUUGCGCAGCCAUCUGUGCCUUCUGCCAUGGUGUGAUCAGAGCGAGCGCUGAAACUGGGAGGUCCAGAGAGACUGGGAAGUGAGGGUUGAGAGGUGUCCACCCUUCUUUCACCCUCCAAUGGGGUGGCUUUUGCGCGGUGGACCGGACCCCAACUUGAGCAAUGCAGAGGAUGAGCAUGCCUGGGUACACGCAUGUGCAAGUCCCCGCCCGCUUAUGGGACUUGUGCUUUGUGCUCGAACGUGUUUCUGUGGUUGGGCCCCACCGUGCUUUGAAAGGGAGAUCAAGAAACUUUGUUUAGUGCGGAUUUGAGGUGGUCCCCCAAAUUAAUUCAACAGAGGAUUUCAAUCAUGAAGUACCCUUCCAAAAUCCAUUGAGUCUGACUGUGAAUCUACUGACGACAAGGGUGCAGGGACCAGGAGAUGAACUUGAAACCGAUUGGUUUUGCUGUGAGUUGAGGCUGGGAUUGAUGCGUGUUUCGAGAAGAGAUGGAUUGACAAGUUCAAGUUGCUUCUUAAGAGUUACUAUUUUGCAGUUACUUGUUGAUUUUGGCUUUCUUUGCCGAGCAUCACAAAGAAAAGGACGAACUCGAGAAGACUCCGGAUAAGGAAUGAUUCAGGGAGCCUCAAUCAAGAGCACAAGGUCAAUUGUUUGGGAUUGCUUUUUCGGUGGCUUCUCUGCUUGCUGUGCGGACCCCUUGGUCAGUGAAUUUCUAUGCCCGCCUACAUGGUGCGCCUGGUUCUGCGGCCUGCUGAUGCUGUGCGCGAUGACCUUCGAUCGGCAGGCCUUCGGCCGGCUUCCGAAGCUGGCCAAGCUGGAGCUGUACCUUCACAACUGCAAGCUCGGUGCGGAAGGGGGCCGCCGCGCUGGCCUGCACUUUGGGAGCUCGGCCAGCAACAAGCUGGAAAAGCUUGGAGUUUUUGGGCUGGAUCUUUGGCUGACAGCAAUGCAAGCGGUUCCCAUCCGUUCCCCCAUCGUUUCAUCAAUCCUGUGACUGAAACGCAUCGUUUUUGUAGAUUGGGGUGCUCCAGUGACUCGGCAAAAUAACCGCAAAGCCGUGGACCACUGGAUGUUGACAUUAAUUUUCUACAAGAGCCGCCUAUAAACUCCCUCGGAGGUCGGUGCAGAAUCACACCGCAGAUGCCGAAAUCUUUGGUGAGAUGCAGUGACAAGCAUUCUGAGAAGCUCUUUCAAGUGUGGGCUUCCUGACCCCUCGUUCAAGAUUGGCUCGGAUUUUCAGUGAUCGAUCACUAUCUAGCUCACGAAGUUCUUGUUUAGAAAGCCCCAACCACGAUGUCACGACAUGCGGCGCCCGGAAUUUUGUUGAUGAUUUUCGCACCGCCUCAGCGGCCGCAGUUUGCUUGCGGGUUUCGCUAGUGCUCACAAUCACCAGAGUAUUCGGACCAUGAUAAGCACAAGCACAGUACAACAUGUCCCAUGUCUGCAUUUGUUUGCAGCAAGUACUGAAGAACCGUCUCCACUUCGCAGAUGUCAGGGGUUUGGGUUUUAGUAUUCUUUAGGGGUUUGGUUGAAACUAAUGAACUGUCAAGACUUCUUUGAGCUAUUAUAAAGGCUGUUGGAUGCCGUCAAAUUGGGCCGUUCCCAAUGAAGGUAUCACAUGGUAAACACAUUUUUUCAAAGGUGGAACCCACUUCUUGCAGUGGUAAGGAGGUCCCUCUCCCAAGCGACGACCCAGAGAAGCUUGCUUGCUUGUGGUUUGACCUAUAUAUAUAUAUAUUUAUAAAUCCUCUUGGUCCAAGACCAGGCCAACCUCAUCUUUGCUUUCACGCCAAAUCCACGACCCUUGUUUGAUCCUGUUUGUAGUUGCAUUUUUCAAGUAGCGACGGGGGUU